GAGGGCAGCACGAGAGAGAGAGAACAAGGCAGCAAAAGGAGGCGGCGAGUUGCCCCGGGCGAGGGAGAAAGUUGGGGCCGGUGGGUAGGACGCUGAAGCCUGGGGGCGCUGCUGCAGCCUGCACGCUCCUGUCUGAAGCCCGAGCCGGGGCCGCUCCCAGCGAGGGGACCCCCAAGCCGCAGCGGGGCCGCCGCAGCGCCCGCCCCUUUGCCCCCUGCGCUCUGCCGCAGCCAGCGCGCCUCCCCCCAGGUGCCGCCCGGCGGAGCGCCCGGGACAAUGGCCCUUCCUCGGGGCCACUCCGCGUCCGAAACUCCCCCCCCCGCCCCCCGCCAAGUUCAGAACUUUGCCGACGUCAGGGGCUCAGCAGCCAAUGAGCGCUGGCCUGGAUAUUUUGGGAGGAGAGGCGGGAGGAGUGGCCCCCACGGCCCUGGCGUCUGCCUGGCCGCCUCGCGCGCAGUGAAUGGGAAGGCGGCCGCCGCGGGAGCCGCGUCCAGCGCCUGCCGAUCCCGGGGCUCUGCGCAGCGGCCGCCCGCAGCGAGGCUGGCCUGGCAUGGGAGCGGCGAAGGUGCAGGAGCCAGGGACCGAGCAGCUGGCCGCCGGGGCACUCUGAGGUCUCCGCCGUCGCCUCCCCGAGCGGUUACCUGCCCUGCCAGGUUGGGCGAUGCGGAGUGGGGCGGGGGCUGCUUGCCGAACCCCCUGAUGGAUGGUUAGCUCCGUUUACCUGAACUCCCUGCUCCUCUUUCAUCUGCGGGCUCCUCUGGCUGGAGCGCUGCUAACCCCCUCGCCUGCUGGUGCCGGUCAGGUAACACUGGGAAACCUGAAAGGCUAAAAGGCACCACGGAUCAUAACCCUCCCCCCAGAUCUCCCCGGAAGAUUGGCUGGUGCGAGCGGAGAUGCGGGGAGAAGUGGGCUCUCUUGGGCGGUGCUGAGAGCUCCUCGCAGCCCUUUGCCCUCUCUGUCGCUGGGGUUUCCCACCUCUGAGGACCGGCUGCUCCUGCAUCCUUUUGCACCCUGUUCGGGGAAGGGAGAAGGAGACCAUGUUGCCCGGUGGGAGCCGUGCGUCCCUGUGGCUGGGAGUGAUCCUGGGCUUCUGGAGCUCCGUGGCUUGGAUGCCUGUUGGAGGAUGCCCCAAUAAAUGUACCUGCUCUGCCUCCAACGCGGAUUGUCAUGGGCUGGGGCUGAAAACCGUGCCACGGGGUAUUCCCAGGAAUGCCGAGAGACUGGACUUAGACAGAAAUAAUAUCUCAAGAAUCACCAAGAUGGACUUUGCUGGGCUGAAGAAUCUCCGUGUCUUGCAUUUGGAAGAAAAUCAAAUCAGUAUGAUAGAGCGUGGAGCAUUUCAGGAUCUAAAGCAACUCGAACGGCUGCGUCUGAACAAGAAUAAAUUACAGGUUUUACCAGAGCUGCUUUUCCAGAACACGCUGAAGUUAACCAGAUUAGAUCUAAGUGAAAACCAAAUUCAAGGAAUCCCAAGGAAGGCCUUUCGAGGAAUUACUGAUGUGAAGAACUUGCAACUGGACAACAACCAGAUCAGCUGCAUUGAAGAUGGAGCCUUCAGAGCCCUGCGUGACUUGGAGAUUCUUACUCUCAACAAUAACAACAUCACCCGCAUCCCUCUUACCAGUUUCAACCAUAUGCCCAAGAUCAGGACUCUGCGGCUUCACUCCAAUUACCUGUAUUGUGACUGCCACCUGGCUUGGCUGUCUGACUGGCUGCGUCAGAGACGCUCGAUUGGGCAGUUCACAUUCUGCAUGGCACCCGUGCACCUACGGGGUUUUAAUGUGGCGGAUGUUCAGAAAAAGGAAUACGUCUGCUCUGGUUCCCACUCCGAACCUCCAUCCUGCAAUGCUAAUUCCAUCACUUGCCCAUCCGCUUGCACAUGCAGCAACAACAUUGUGGACUGUCGAGGCAAGGGCUUAACAGAAAUUCCAUCUAACCUACCAGAGGGCAUUGUGGAAAUACGCUUGGAACAGAAUUCCAUCAAAACAAUUCCCACUGGAGCUUUUUCCCAGUACAAGAAACUUAAGAGAAUAGACAUCAGCAAGAAUCAAAUAUCUGACAUUGCUCCUGAUGCAUUCCAUGGCUUGAAAUCUCUCACCUCGUUAGUGCUCUAUGGAAAUAAGAUCACUGAGAUUCCCAAAGGCCUUUUUGAUGGGCUUGUCUCUCUGCAGUUGCUGCUUCUCAAUGCCAAUAAGAUCAACUGCCUCAGGGUAAACACGUUUCAAGAUCUGCAUAAUCUCAACCUGCUAUCUCUUUAUGACAACAAACUGCAGACCAUCAGCAAGGGGCUCUUUGCACCUCUCCAAUCAAUCCAGACUCUACAUUUAGCUCAGAAUCCAUUUGUGUGUGACUGCCAUUUGAAGUGGCUGGCUGAUUACCUGCAGGAUAAUCCGAUAGAAACCAGCGGCGCUCGAUGCAGCAGUCCACGUCGCCUUGCCAACAAACGAAUCAGCCAGAUCAAGAGCAAGAAGUUCCGCUGCUCAGGUUCAGAGGAUUACAGAAGUAAGUUCACCGGGGAGUGCUUCAUGGACCUUGUCUGUCCUGAAAAGUGUCGCUGCGAAGGAACAAUUGUAGACUGUUCCAACCAAAAACUCACCCGCUUACCCAGUCACCUUCCUGAAUAUGCUACCGAUCUCCGUCUAAAUGACAAUGAUAUAUCAGUUCUAGAAGCCACCGGAGUCUUCAAGAAACUGCCCAGCCUAAGGAAAAUAAACCUGAAUAACAAUAAGAUCAAGGAGAUCCGAGAAGGUGCCUUUGAUGGGGCAACAGGGGUGCAGGAGCUGAUGCUGACGGGGAAUCAGCUGGAAUCUGUGCAAGGGCGAAUGUUUAGAGGCCUCACAGGACUCAAGACAAUGAUGCUGAGGAGCAACUUGAUCAGCUGUGUGAACAAUGACACCUUCACAGGACUAAGCUCAGUAAGGUUGCUCUCGCUGUAUGACAAUCGCAUCACCACCAUCACUCCUGGAGCUUUCAAUACACUUGUCUCUUUGUCCACGAUUAAUUUGCUGUCUAAUCCCUUUAAUUGUAACUGCCACCUGGCAUGGCUAGGGAAAUGGCUGAGGAAAAGGAGAAUUGUCAGUGGAAAUCCACGUUGCCAGAAACCCUCUUUCUUAAAGGAGAUUCCGAUUCAAGAUGUGGCCAUACAAGACUUCACCUGUGAUGGUAAUGAUGAAAGCAGCUGUCUGCUCUCUCCUCGUUGUCCUGAUCAAUGUACUUGCGUGGACACAGUAGUGCGCUGCAGUAACAAAGGGCUGCGCAUCCUGCCCAAAGGUAUCCCCAAGGAUGUGACUGAGUUAUAUCUGGAAGGAAACCAUUUAACAGCUGUGCCAAAGGAGCUGUCGACCUUUAGACACUUGACACUGAUUGACUUGAGCAACAACAGCAUCAGCAUAUUGGCCAAUUACACCUUCAUCAACAUGACUCAGCUAUCAACGCUGAUCCUGAGCUACAACAGACUCCGGUGUAUUCCAGCCCUUGCAUUUAAUGGGCUCAAGUCUCUUCGAGUGCUAACUCUUCAUGGUAAUGAUAUUUCCAGUGUUCCCGAAGGUUCUUUUAAUGACCUUGUGUCCCUUUCACAUCUGGCUCUAGGUACCAACCCCUUGAACUGUGACUGCAGUCUGCGCUGGCUUUCGGAAUGGGUAAAGGCAGGGUACAAAGAGCCAGGGAUUGCACGCUGCAGUGGGCCAGAGGACAUGACAGACAGACUGCUGCUCACAACACCAACCCAUCACUUCCAGUGCAAAGGACCGGUAGAUAUCAGCAUUGUGUCCAAGUGUAACCCUUGCCUUUCCAGUCCAUGUAAGAACAACGGGACUUGCAACAAUGAUCCAGUGGAGUUCUAUCGAUGCACAUGUCCAUUUGGUUUCAAGGGUCGGGACUGCAAUAUGCCCAUUAAUGCCUGCAUUCAGAAUCCAUGCCAGAAUGGAGGGACCUGCCAUCUCACUGAGGCAAAUAAAGAUGGAUUCAGCUGUUCUUGCCCUCUAGGAUAUGAGGGGGAGAGAUGUGAAAUAAACCCAGAUGACUGUGAAGAUAACGAUUGUGAGAAUAACUCCACGUGCAUGGAUGGAAUCAACAACUAUGUCUGUCUCUGCCCUCCUAAUUACACAGGUGAGCUCUGUGAUGAGGUGAUCAACCACUGUGUUCCUGAGCUAAAUCCAUGUAAACAUGAGUCCAAAUGUAUCUCCCUUGACAAAGGAUUCAGAUGCGAGUGCCUACCUGGCUACAGUGGCAAACACUGUGAAACUGACGAUGAUGACUGUGUGAGCCACAAAUGUCGCCAUGGUGCUGUUUGCGUAGAUGCAGUCAAUGGCUACACCUGUGUCUGCCCCCAAGGGUUCAGUGGCCUCUUCUGUGAAAAUCCCCCUCCAAUGGUUCUGCUACAGACCAGCCCUUGUGACCACUAUGAAUGCCAGAAUGGGGCUCAGUGCAUUGUAGUGCACCAUGAACCAGUCUGCCGCUGCCUGGCUGGCUUCGCUGGCCAAAAGUGCGAGAAACUCAUCACCGUCAACUUUGUUGGGAAGGAUUCCUAUGUUGAGCUCCCGUCGGCCAAAAUCCGUCCUCAGGCAAACAUCUCCCUCCAGGUAGCAACGGAUAAAGACAAUGGCAUCUUAUUGUACAAAGGGGACAAUGACCCUUUGGCUUUGGAGUUGUACCAAGGACAUGUGAGGCUUAUCUAUGACACACGGACCUCUCCACCCACCACAGUGUACAGUGUGGAAACAAUAAAUGAUGGGCAGUUUCACAGUGUGGAAUUGGUUAUGCUGAACCAAACACUGAACUUGGUUGUGGAUAAAGGAACCCCCAAGAGUCUUGGCAAACUGCAGAAACAGCCCACAGUCAGCAUCAACACCCCGCUCUACAUUGGAGGGAUCCCAACAUCUACUGGGCUAUCUUCAUUGCGCCAAGGCACAGAUAGGAUGUCAAACGGCUUUCAUGGAUGUAUCCAUGACGUCCGUAUUAAUAACGAGCUCCAGGACUUUAAGGAUCUACCCCAGCAGUCAUUAGGAGUCCUUCCUGGCUGCAAAUCCUGCAACAUCUGCAAGCAUGGCAUCUGCCGGUCCAUAGAGAAAACCAGCGUUAUCUGUGAGUGUCACCCAGGCUGGACAGGCCCACUGUGUGACCAGGAAAUUGGAGACCCCUGCCUUAGUAACAAGUGUCUCCAUGGUAAAUGCAUAGCUGUCAAUUUUGCUUACACAUGUAAGUGCUCAGAGGGUUAUAUGGGCAUAUACUGCGACAGGAAGAAUGACUCCUCAAACCCCUGCAGAAUUAUGAAAUGCAACCAUGGGCAGUGUAAAAUUUCAGAACAUGGGGAGCCAUACUGCGAAUGUGACCCUAACUAUAGCGGAGAACAUUGCGACAAAGAGAAUCUUUGCCAGGGGGAGAUUGUCCGAGAAGUGAUCCAUAAGCAGCAUGGCUACAGUUCGUGUGUCACUGCCUCCAAAGUUCCCCAGAUGGAAUGUCGUGGCAGUUGCAGUAAUGGGCAGUGUUGCGUUCCCCUCCGGAGCAAAAGGCGGAAAUACAUCUUUCAGUGUGUGGAUGGAUCCUCCUUCAUGGAAGAACUGGAGAGGCAUGUGGAAUGCGGCUGCUCAAAAUGCUUAUAAGGCAAUCUCCAGUCUCUUGCCACUUUAAUCGGACCUAUUUACUUUCAGCGUGAAGAA
Messenger RNA from Dermochelys coriacea (leatherback sea turtle), 5657 nucleotides. RefSeq names its product slit guidance ligand 3 (gene SLIT3). Gene Ontology annotation, molecular function: calcium ion binding; heparin binding; Roundabout binding. Gene Ontology annotation, biological process: negative chemotaxis; axon guidance. NCBI's taxonomy places the organism in Eukaryota, Metazoa, Chordata, Testudines, Dermochelyidae. The transcript has 36 exons. The record is from RefSeq and is a predicted model, not a curated record. Bases 1038 to 5600 code for a protein of 1520 amino acids.